AUGGACGACAUACUGGGCAGUAUUUUAACGUAUUUUCUGACUGGGUCUACUAUUGAAGGUCAAGCUUACCGUAAAAGUUUAUGUGGUGGUGUGCACGACAUUGACAUAAUGAUUCAAUAUGGUGAAAUUAAUCAGUCAGAUGAUCUAAUACCAGCAUACGAUAAACAAACAAAAAAAGUUAUAUCCCGGUUUUAUAUUGUGAAUUGUAUCAACGGUUUUAAAUUGAAACAAUAUCACUUCUAUACGCAUACAACUGAAAAUAUACGUACAUAUGAAAGUAAGACGGACUCAGCAAGUGCAAGUGCAGAAGUUAUCACAACUAAUCAAGGUGUAUCCCCAUUAGCAAAAGAAUUCUAUGUGUGUUUGAAACGUGUUCAACUUGAAUCAUCAAUCUUGCAGAAUGAGCGACGUCAAAAUUUUUAUCUAGUGUUACAGAAUAUGCGGAAACGAGCACAACCAUUGAUUACAUUACUUCAAACAUUUUGA
Molecule: messenger RNA, 486 nt
Organism: Didymodactylos carnosus
Lineage: Eukaryota; Metazoa; Rotifera; Eurotatoria; Philodinida; Philodinidae
Source: the annotation of a GenBank genome assembly